This is a messenger RNA of Microtus ochrogaster (prairie vole), 2487 nucleotides long. RefSeq names its product RANBP2-type and C3HC4-type zinc finger containing 1 (gene Rbck1). Lineage: Eukaryota; Metazoa; Chordata; Mammalia; Rodentia; Cricetidae. The record is from RefSeq and is a predicted model, not a curated record. Gene Ontology annotation, biological process: positive regulation of canonical NF-kappaB signal transduction; proteasome-mediated ubiquitin-dependent protein catabolic process; protein linear polyubiquitination. Gene Ontology annotation, cellular component: LUBAC complex. Gene Ontology annotation, molecular function: ubiquitin binding; ubiquitin-protein transferase activity.
GUGAGCUUGCAGAGUCUCGGAUAAAGGGACAUUCUUCCGUUGAGCCUGCUGUACUUCCGGGGCUGCCACUUUCACUUUCUCUUCCGGGGAUGCAGCCCGCUCUGUCUUCCGGGUAGCGCGAGCCGCGGGGCUGGAGUUCCGGACGCUGGAUACCCGCGCCGGCUGGCCUCCUUCUGUCCGUCGCUUCUGGGUCGUGGUUACCCACUGCCCACUGCGGACUUGGCGCCAGGGCCUUCUUCACUUUCUGUGUUCCUCGCGGGGGCCCCACCGCUUACCAAUGCCUGGCCUUGGGCCCAGGGCAGUGUGAUGCUGCCCGUGUGCGCCCCGGGAUAUCUCUUGGGCCACGCGCGAGGCCGGCUAGGGCUGAAUCGCUGCUCCCGCCCUCUCCCAGGUGACCCCAAGGUAGCAUUUCCCGAGAGCAGCAGCCCUUUGUGAGGGGAUGGGCGCAGCCAGGCCAGAUGGACGAGAAAACCAAGAAAGCAGAGGAGAUGGCCCUGAGCCUCGCCCGGGCAGUGGCCGGUGGAGAUGAACAGUCUGCUAUGAAGUAUGCCACCUGGCUGGCAGAGCAGAGGGUGCCCCUCAGGGUGCAAGUAAAGCCCGAGGUCUCCUCAACACAGGACAUCAGGCUGUGUGUGAGUGUGGAGGAUGCCUACAUGCACACCGUCACCAUCUGGCUCACAGUGCGCCCUGAUAUGACAGUGGCCUCCCUCAAGGACAUGGUAUUUCUAGAUUAUGGCUUUCCACCCAGCCUGCAGCAGUGGGUGGUUGGACAGAGGCUGGCACGAGACCAGGAGACCCUGCAUUCACAUGGUGUUCGGCGGAACGGAGACAGCGCCUACCUCUACCUGCUGUCUGCCUGCAACACCUCCCUCAACCCUCAGGAGCUGCAGCGGCAGCGGCAGCUUCGCAUGUUGGAAGAUUUGGGCUUCAAGGACCUCACCCUGCAGCCACGGGGCCCCUUGGAGCCCGUCCUUCCCAAGCUCAGGCCCCACCAGGAGCCGGCGCAGCCAGAUGCAGCCCCAGAGUCGCCACCGGUGGGCUGGCAGUGCCCUGGCUGCACUUUCAUCAACAAACCCACACGGCCUGGGUGUGAAAUGUGCUGUCGUGCAAGGCCUGAAACCUACCAGAUACCUGCCUCGUACCAGCCUGAUGAGGAGGAGCGGGCACGCCUGGCUGGUGAGGAGGAGGCGCUGCGCCAGUACCAGCAGCGGAAGCAGCAGCAGCAGGAGGGGAACUACCUGCAGCACGUGCAGCUGGAGCAGAGGAGCCUGGUGCUGAACACUGAGCCUGCUGAGUGCCCUGUGUGCUACUCAGUGCUGGCGCCCGGCGAGGCCGUGGUGCUGCGUGAGUGUCUGCACACCUUCUGCAGGGAGUGCCUGCAGGGCACCAUCCGAAACAGUCAGGAGGCGGAGGUAUCCUGUCCCUUCAUUGACAGCACCUACUCGUGCCCUGGCAAGCUGCUGGAGAGGGAGAUCCGGGCGCUCCUGUCCCCCGAGGACUACCAGCGCUUCCUAGAUCUGGGCAUGUCUAUCGCGGAAAACCGCAGCACCUUGAGCUACCACUGCAAGACCCCCGACUGCAGGGGCUGGUGCUUCUUUGAGGAUGAUGUCAACGAGUUCGCCUGUCCUGUAUGCUCCCAUGUCAACUGUCUGCUCUGUAAGGCCAUCCAUGAGGGCAUGAAUUGCAAGGAGUAUCAGGACGACUUGGCCCUUCGGGCUCAGAAUGAUGUGGCUGCCCGGCAGACAACGGAGAUGCUAAGGGUGAUGUUGCAGCAGGGUGAGGCGAUGUACUGCCCACAGUGCCGGAUUGUGGUGCAGAAGAAGGACGGCUGUGACUGGAUCCGCUGCACUGUCUGCCACACUGAGAUCUGCUGGGUCACCAAGGGUCCACGCUGGGGACCUGGGGGCCCAGGGGACACCAGUGGGGGCUGCCGCUGCAGGGUCAAUGGAGUUCCUUGCCAUCCUAGCUGUCAGAACUGCCACUGAGUCGAAGAUGCUGGCCCGCAAUAUUGAUCCAGAACUACAUGUGUAGCAGCUAACAGCAGGACUGGGCCAGGGGUUUUAGCUCUGGUUUGAGAAGGCCCUGAGCUCCGCUGCAAGCCUGCUUGCUGUGUUACAAGAGCCCCAGCUGAGCUGGUGUCAGGUCGAUCCCACUGCCCGUGUUGCUCCACGGAGCUGACCAGAUACCUUACCCUUACUAGCCACCAGCCUUCAUUCAACACGACCCUGGCCUAAGGCCUGGAUGGCUAGUGUUCUGAGCCUCCAAGUGACUGCUCUCCCUCAGCAUGCUUCCCAAGGACCCACAGCCUCAUCCUUUGUCUUGCUGGCUUUCUGGGCACUUUUGCUGCUGUUGCUGUUGAAGGCCUGGCACCUCUUAGGGCUGCUAUGAACCCAAGCAGGUAGAUUGGUAGGUCAGAACACAUAGCCCAUGGGGUCCAGCUCUGCAUCCCCCUUUGUUGAAUAGUGAAUUAAAGUUGUUUUCCAAGAA